AUGGCGCCCCUGACGUUUGAGCAGAAGGUGGCGCAACUGAAACGCGAGGCAGAGCACUACGCCGACUACUUGAGCGACGAGGAGGUGGAGAAUGAGGUGAUGAUCAAGGCUCAUGAGGAGGCGGACUUUUGCAAUGAUUUUAGUAUGGCUGUGGUCGUAGGCGGACUGCCCGUGGUGGACGAGUCCAAGCACGGCAAGCUACUGAACGUGGUGAAGAAGAUCUUUGGCCAGGUGGGCUCGGUCGUGGACAUUGACAUGCCUUUCGGAGAUGAUGGCAACACGACGGGCUUUGCUUUUGUCGAGUACGAGCAGGAGGCGCACGCGAAUGACGCUGUGCGGACGAUUAACAGCUUUGCAUUGGACAAGCGCCACACGAUGAAUGUCAACAAGUACGAGGACAUUGAGCGCUAUCUGAAGACACCUGAGGAGUUUGUCGCACCGAAAGUGGACAAGUUUGUCGAGCCAAAGAAUCUCAAGUCGUGGCUUACGGACCCGUCCCGUCGCGACAUGUUCGUGCUACGCCAUGGCACGGAGACAGAGAUCUUCUGGAGCGACAAGGGCGAGGUCGAGCUCGACUAUGCUGGCGACCGGGAGAAGACGAACGGCAAACAAUGGUGCAUGCAGUACGUGUUGUGGUCCCCUCAGGGCACGUACUUGGCUACCUUCCACCCUCAGGGCAUUGCUCUCUGGGGUGGUGACAAGUACGAGAAGGUGGGACGCUUUGCCCACAAGAAAGUGAAGCUCGCGAUGUUCUCGCCGAAUGAGAACUACCUCAUUACAGUGAGCGAGACGGAGCAGGAGUCGGCCAUUAUCAUUUGGGACGUCAAGACUAGCAAAUUGCUGCGUGCGUUCUCAGCUGGCAAGCCAACGGGUGCCAAGGGCGAGGUCGUGCAGGGUCUUAUGACCCCGUUCAAAUGGAGUGCUGAUGAUAAAUACGUUGCGCGUCGUGGCACCGACGUCAUCAGUGUCUACGAGCUUCCUUCGAUGAAGCUGCUCGAGAAGAAGUCGCUCCGUGCUGAGGGGGUGCAUGACUUCUUCUGGUCGCCGACCGACCCGAUUCUCGCGUACUGGGCGCCAGAGGGCAAUAACGUGCCCGCCCGAGUGUCACUGGUAGAGCUGCCGUCGCGCCGCGAGGUGCGUCAGAAGAACCUGUUCAACGUGAGCGACUGCAAGCUGCACUGGCACCCGAACGGCACGUUCUUGUGCGUCAAGGUCACGCGUCACUCAAAGUCAAAGAAGACUAUGUACACGAACUUUGAGCUGUUCCGUGUGCAAGAGCAGCUGGUGCCUGUUGAGAUGCUCGAGGUGAAGGACAACAUUGUCGCGUUUGCGUGGGAGCCCAAGGGGACGCGAUUUGCUGCUGUGCACGGCGAAGGCCAACAGCAUCUGAACGUGUCGUUCUACGACAUGGAUGGCGGCAGCAAUGUGGCCAAGGAGGUGACGCUCUUGUACACGCUCAAGGACAAGGCGUGUAGCCAUCUGUAUUGGUCGCCACUAGGCAACAACAUUGUGCUCGCUGGUCUCGGUGAGAUCAACGGCCAGCUCGAAUUCUGGGACACUACUGAGCAGCAGAGCAUCACAGUGCAGGAGCACUUUAAGUGCUCCCAUGUCGAGUGGGACCCGUCUGGACGUGUGGUCGCCACCGCCGUGUGCCAGCCGCUGGACAAUUCGUACUACAAGCUCACGAUGGACAAUGGCUACAACUUGUGGACGUUCCAAGGCAAGAAGCUCGUGGAAGAGAAGAAGGACACGUUCUUCCAGUUUCUGUGGCGGCCUCGUCCACGCACGCUCCUGUCGGAUGCGCAAUACAAGAACGUCGUGAAGAACCUCAAGAAGUUCGAGAAGCGCUUUGACCAGAUGGAUCGGCUCAAGGAGCGGGAGCGGGUGGCAGCCGAGAAUGCAGAGCGCAACAAGCAGGAACAGGAGUUCCACGAGUUGCUGCAGAAGCGUCUGAGUACAGCUGCUGAGCGACGUGCCGAGUACCUCUCGCUGCUGGGCGGGUACGACAGCGAGGACGAGAACGAGUACAUUGUGCAGAAACACACGUACGAUGACGUGCUCGAAGUGAAGGAGGAGGUUAUGCGGAAGUGA
Messenger RNA from Peronospora matthiolae, 2091 nucleotides. Lineage: Eukaryota; Oomycota; Peronosporomycetes; Peronosporales; Peronosporaceae. The record is from the annotation of a GenBank genome assembly.